AUGUUAAAUUUGAACCGUUUUUCAAAAGUAACUAUUUCAUGAACAUUUUCAAUUGUUUAAUUAGUUUAAAAUUUAAAGAUAAUUAUGUAAAAUUAAAAUUAUUUUUAAAAUAUUUUUAUUAGGCUUCAUUCAGUGCAAAACGUCAUUUUGGACAGUCUAUUGCACAAAAGAAAAUUAUAUGCUAUAGACUAUCUCACUCAGUUCCCUCAAAUUCUGGGUAUGUUCAAAUGAGAAUUAAAUAUUAUAUUUGCUAAUUGUUAAUCUUAUCUUAUUAAUAGAAAAUCAAAUAUUGGAAAAUAUGCAUUGGGUUCAUUAAUAUUUGGAUUCACAUCUCUUGUAGUAUAUGCAAGAUAUGAUACAAAUUUUAGAUAUUGGUUAAAAACUAAUGUUUAUGGUUCUGAUGAAAUUUUAAAAUUAAUAUUUUUUGAAGAAAAUUCUACAUCUUCAAAACAAAACAGUAACAAAUCCAAGUGUGUAUUGAAAUUAUGAAUUAAUUAUUAUAUUUUGUUAAAACAUAGGAUUAAAAGUUAAUAGUACCUAGUUAAAGAUUACCUUUACCUACUAUUAAAUUAAUGCUUUAUACUAAUAAUGCAAUAUGAAAUACUUCUUUAAUCUAAUGUUUAAAUAACUAAGGUUAAACUAUAUGUGGAAAACGUAAUUUGUUAUUGAAUAUUAGUUAUUAAUUACUAAAAAUACGAGAUAUUUAUUUUUAUUAUUUCACAAUAUUUGUAUUCAACCUCCGUCCUCUAACUUUAAAUUAUAAAAAUUUUAAAUUAUUUUAAUAUUACAUAUUUUUCUUUAUUUUACGUAUUUUUAACAUUUUACUAAUUUUUUAAUGCUUGCUUUUGUUACAUUUUUUUUGCAACCUGUUUGUUUCCUAAAUUUAUAUAACAUUGCCAUUUUAAAUAACAAUUUAUUAAAGAACAUUAAAUUAUGAAUUAUUUUUAUUUUUGUAUUGCAUCUGUUUCUAUUAUGUAUGCUAAAUAUUGCAGUAAAAAUAAUUUUGUUAGAAAAGAUUUAUUUUCUGCUUUUGGAUUAACUUGUGUUUGAUUAAUAUUAUAAAACACUAUUAAUAAUAUAUUGUAUGAAUGAUUUAUUUAUAUUUUUAGGUCGGUUCCUUUAACUAAUAUCCAUGUUGCUAAAACAACCUCUUCAAAUCUUGAAUCAAAAGAACCAAAUAGUGUGAUUGAAAAAACAAAUAAUUCCUUAGGUAAGUUGAAAUUUAAAUAAUACAAAAUAAUUUGUAUUUCUAUAUAAUAUGUAUUUAUAUUUAUAUAUAUAUAUAUAUUUAUUUUAGAUAAAACGUUAGUUGAAGAAAAAAUUGUUUUAGAAAAUAAUACUGGAAAACAACUAUCCAACAUUAGUAAAAUAGAAAGUGAAGCAGCUCAAUUAUUUGAACAUGUUUCAAAUUCUUAUUCUGAAGCAUUGGUUUCAAUAAAAAGUGAUUGCCAUAAUUAUUUAUAAUAAAUUAUUUUAAUUAAUAAGAAACUCCAAGUUAAUUAUUUUCUAUAUAUUUUUUACAUAUAUUAUGUAUCAUACUUUUUUGAUCACAUUAAAUUAUAGGUUCCCAAAAUUGUUUUCACACAUUUAUUGUAAAAAUAAUGAUGCACGCAUUUUUACAUAAUAAUUCUCUUUGACACCUAUUUACAUUUCAUGCACCCCCAAUUUUUGUUUUCAAUAACGUUAAUCCCUUGUAGGUUAGACUAGAUCAUUGGGGCUUUAUGUAUUUCUUUGGAAACAUUUACAUUAAAUCAACUACAUCAAAAUGAUUUAGAUUGAUUUUUAAUAUUUUCAUAAUACAUUUCUUUUUAAUUAGUUGGUAGACUUUUAGUGCAUACUGUAGGUAAAUUAUAUAACUUGAUAAGAUAGCUUAACUAUAACUUUUGAUACAUUAAGUAUAAAGAUUAAUAAUAGUUAAUUUUAUAUUAUAUUUUAGUAUAGUUUAUUAGUGUAUUUAAUUUUAAUCUAUAACCUGCUACCUGUUAAAAAGUAAAUUAAGUAUCAUACAAGGUGAUCAAUUCUUGAUAAGAUAAUCAUUAUCUUGGAAAAUAUGAACUUUUUUCAACAUGAGUUUUUUAGAAUAUUUAGGAGAAAAAAAGCUAUAAAAUGUUACAACCAUUAUUUCCUGACCCUUCUUUUAGAGGAUAAAACAACUACUUAUUUUUGAUUUUUAAAUGGUAACCUAUAUUAAAUUUCGAUAAAUAGAUGCAUGGGCGUAAUCUUGGGGCAUGCAAUACUAUCAUUGUGCAACACCACUAAUCGAAAAAAAAACCAUGAUUUGUUAUGCAAAACAGCAAAACUACGUCGGGUAGUAUUUUAUUUUGUGUGCAGUUUGUUAAUAUGCGACGGGCCGGGUUUCUGAAAACAGACAUUUCUUAUCAUUUUUCAUACAAGUGAUAUUGGCUGCAACUGAGUCCCAAUAAAACCUUUUACAUUCACUGCUUAUAAUUGGGAAUUGUGAUACCACAAAAUAGAUUAAUGGUGAUACUGAGUGAAUACGUAAUAGUGAAAAUUGUUACUAUUCUAUCAAUAUUCAUUGAGGAACAGAUUUAAUUGCAACUAAAAACAGCAAAAAAGCACUUAAAUCAUUAAAAAAAAGAACUUCUAAAUAUUUAAAAAAGUAAAAGUGGUAGAGUGGUUUUUGUCCCACCUUUAAUAAUUCUACUUUGGGAGAAUUUUAAAUCCCUCUUUAUUGCCUUUCAAAAAAAAUUUAAGCUAUUUUUAGGCCUUUUACAUUUUUUGCACUUUUUAUGAAUUUUAGGUGUAUUUAAAUCCGUUCUCUAAUGAUCAUAUAUAGUCUUUGUGAGCCGUUUUACUUAUAAGUGUCUAUAUUAAUAUUUAUUAUUAAAUACACUUCUGAAUUUUUUUUUUACUAAUUACUUAAUUACUUUAUUACUUAGAUAUGUAAAUGUCAAUUUUAUACCCCCUAAAUUUUGGUGAAAUUAUGCCUAUGAAUAGAUGGAGUGUUGGUGUAACUACAUUCUGAUUUUUUGAUUAUCGUUAACUUGUUAAACAAAUACUUUAAUUUUAAGUUAAGAAAAGGAAGGGAAGAAUAGUAGAGAAUUAUUCAAAUGAGGUCCUUCAAACACUUUUUGAAAAAAUUACUAAAUUACGUUGAAUUUUUUUUUUAUCACUCAAUGUAAUUCAUAAUAAACUUUGUGUUAAAUUUUUGGUAGCCCAAAACAAUUUUAAUCACAGAAAAUCAAAUAAAAAUCUUAAUAACUCGCAAAUUUCAAAUGUCUAGGAGCAAAUAACAAAAUAUUUUGAAAAUUAUACUAUAACUAUGACAGACAUACUUAGCACAAUAGGUGGACCACUGUUGUAGAUAAGAAGUUGGGAAGGUAGGAUAUAAAGAGGAAUUUAAUGUAUAUCUGUAAGUAAGGAUAAAUCAUUGUUAACGAAAAAUGAUUCUGAGUGGUGCUCGGUUAAUAAUAUUGCUUUUUCGGUAUAUAUUGAAACAGUUUGUAUGAAGCGAUAACUAUAUUUGUUCCACAUCAUUUUUUACUAAAAAUAAUUUUCAAUAUAAUUAGAUCUAAAAAUGCAUAGAAAAACAAAAAAAUAUUACAUUAAACUCACAAGGUACAUCUUAUGAACCUCUUGUUCAUUUUUCAUGCAUUUCUGUGUAAUCUAACCUUUUAAUUAUGAAAAUGAAACAAGAUGAUAAUAAGUAUAGUUUCAAUUUGUACUUACAAAUUAAUUGUUCUGAUAUAACAAGAAUAAUGUACUACAUAGCACUUUUUCAGAUUUUGUUUUUAUUGUGGAAUAAUUUGCUAUGAAGCAAUCUCAAUAUAUUUUUAGAAUUGUAAAAUUCCCAGAAUAUUUUUAUUGUACAUAAUCAUCGUGUUUUGUUGUAUAUAUUACAUUUUAGACUAAGAAAGAAUAUAGCAAAAAAUAUAAAGGUUUUAUAAAAAUGUUUAUUUUUUAUACUUAUAUAUAUAUAUGUAGUAUAAACUGUGAUAAAUGUUUGAUUUUCCAGGUGUAAUGUAAGAAAAACGGGAAAUUUAUAAAAAUAAUGCUUUUAAUAUUUUUAAUUUUGUUAUUUGUAGGAAUUCUGUUAAAAAUAUUCUUAGAGGCUUGAAAUUUAGAUACAAAACUUAUAUUUGUUCUUUCUAGACGUAAAAUGUUCAAACAUUUUAAUUUUGCGUAUUUUGUACAUAAUUUUUAUUUAGUGGGUACUCAGUGGAAAAAUUGUUAGACUAAUUGAAAAUUUAACAAGAGGUUUAUUAAAAGUUAUAUUUUGUGAUCAAUACAAAAAAAAAUGAGAAAUGUAGUAUUUUUUUUUUUUUUAAGAAUUUUUAUAUCAAAUUUGAAGAAAAUUAUUUUAGUAAAAAAUUAUGUGGAACAAAUCUCUAGUUACUAGUCUAUACAAAUUGUUUCAAUAUGUAUUUAUUUUACUAUAAUAUUACAUAUAUAUUGUUGAAAAUAAUAAUAACUGAGCUCUACUUAGAGCUGUUUUUCGUUAGCAAUGAUUUAUCUUUGCUUACAGAUAUAUAUUAAAUUCCCCUCUAUAUCCUACUUUCCCAACUUCUCAUCUAUAACAGUGGUGGUCUACCUAUCGUGUGAAGUGUGUCAGUCUUUUUUAUUUUUCUUUGGCACGGAAGAAUUUAAAAAUUGUUACGUAAUAUGAAAUAUUAUUUUUAGAUUAUUAUGAACUGGUUAAUGGAUUUGUUAACGUUGUUUCUCAUAAAACAAGUGCUCUUAACUUGGAAAACCUGAAAAAAGUCAGUAAGGAAAAAGAUGAACUCUUUCAAACCGCCAUAUUAAAUGCUCAAGAAGCUUGGUAAUUAUGUAAAAUAACUCAAAUGUUUUAUUUAUUAACAUUUUAUUAAUUUAUUAUUUUAACAGUAAGCGUUUAGAUCAACUACUAUAUACAUUGGAUGAUUCUAAUAUUGAAAUAACAAGUGAAGUAAAGGAAACGAUUAAAAAUAAUAUCAUAAAGUUGAAAAUUAAUAUUAAAACCUUGGGAAAAAAUUUUGAAACUGAAAAGGAUAAUUUAUUACUUUAUAAUAAAUAUAAUAAUCAAGUAAUCAAUAUAAGAAAGAAAUUCUCCGUGAGUAAAUCAUUUAAAGAUUUAAUACCUACAUUUCCUGUCUGAAUGCAACUAACAAGCAUACUAGCAAAAUGACUUAAUUUUGAAUUAAACUUAUAGUUUUUAAACCAUAAUGUCAACAAUAUGUAGCAUUUACUACAAUUUUAAUUUUAAGUUAAGUUAAUUUAUUAUGUUAGUUCAACUGAGAUGUUGAGAUGUGGGUAUUUCAUUCUCUUAAGGUUGAUUUUAUUCAAUAUUUAUUUUUAUAGGAUGAAUUACAAGCAUUUUUCCCACAUGUAAGACUUGAGGAUAAAGACAUGCAGUUGACAGAUGCUGAAUUUAACUCAUUUGUUGAAUACAUUACUCAAAAGUUGUUAUUUUAUCAAAACGAAUUGUUUAAACAAGAAGUAAAUAUUUAAAUCUUAAGAAUAAAUCCCAAACUCUAAUUUUAACUUCAUUUGUAUAGCUUAACCCUGUAUACAUAGUUUUAAAUUCUACUGUGGAAUUACGCGUUUAAUAGUUAUGUUUUCAACAUUAAAGAACCUUAAGAGAUUCAUAAAUAUAAUAUUGAUUCACUAAAAUAAAGUUCAUAAAAUACUGUACACACAAAACAUCUAACAAAUUAAAUUGUAAUAUUAUUUUAUUAGACUAUUGGUGAAGAACAAGUGAAUAACAUUGUUGAGUUGUUAAAAAAUGGCGAUCUCCAUGCUAAAGAUAAUAUCUUGGAAUUUAAAGUAGAAAAACAACGCAGAAAGUGUAUGGAUAACUUUAUUAAAGAAGUAUAACUAUCAAUAAUAUUGUAGCUGUCUUAUAUUAUAUUUAUAUUAUUUUUAUAGAGCUUUGGUUUAAAGGCAAGUAGCGAAACAAAAUUUAAACAAAAAUUAAGAUUACAAACUGAAGUGCAUAUGGAUCACUUAAAAGAAGCCGCUAAUUUAACUGAACAAGAAGUUGAACGCCGUGUACGUUUAGAAUAUUCUGAAAAAGCUGAAAUUGCAAAAUUAAAAUAUCAAGAACAAGUUUCAAUCAUAACUGCUGUAAUGCAUGCCAUUAAUGAUACAUUAAAAGGUACUUGAUGGUAUAAUGACUAAUAUUUUCUUCUGUUCCUUAACCUUCGUAAUACUUAUUUGGAUGUGGUCACCUUUAUCCUAACGUCUGCUAGACCUAAUAUUCCAUCUUACAUACACUGGCUUUCUUCGAGUGUCUUCAUAUAAUUUUAUAUCGCAUCCAACCACUUCUUUUUAGUCUUUUUUUAUUUUCUCUCCUCCUACGUUUAUUUUUAUUACCAUUCUCACUGCUUUUAAGUUUUCUCUUUUCAUGACAUACCCAAACUAUCUCUGUCUAUUUUCUCUCAUUUGUCUACUAUUGAAGCCACACAUGUGCUACUUCUAUUUUCUCUCAUCGCUACUCAUCCACCUAAGCAUUCUCAUUGGAAUUUUAUGUUACAUAAAAUACCUGACACUUUUUCUCAACUUUAUCCAUCACUUAAUUCUAUGUAUGUAACAUCCUGUUCUUUUACUUAUUUCCAAAAACUUCAGUUUUCAAUUCGGCCAAGCCUUGUUUCGGACUUAUAAAAUUUGACCAUAUUUUUACACUGGCUGUCGACCUGACACAAUCCUUUUGUUGCCACUUACAACAUAAGAUACCAUGGGAGUAUUUUGAUACCUAGGAUCUAUAAUGACUAAUUUAUUAAUUUAAAACUAUGGUUAAGUUAGAGUCUACCAACAUUGUUUUUGAUAAAGUGUGUAUUGUCAAAAUGUUUGCAAAAUUAAAUGUUUAUUAUAUGUUUUAUAGGUACUUUUCAAUCCUAAAAUAAAUACUAUUGUUAAAGGUAUAAUAUUUUUUAUAAGCAUAUUAAGAAAAAUGUCCAAACUUUAAUACCUGACACAAUUAAUAUUUGUUAUUUAUUAAAACCAACCAAUAUUAUAAUAAAUAUAUGGUCUUAUUAUUACCUUAAUUAAAAAUUAUUGUGACGGAUUCCCUUGCUAUUAGGAACAAUUUUCGUAAUAGUUAAUAAACAAGUAGGCUAGCCACCCACUUUACCACAGCUAAUUUAAAUAGGUGUUUAUUUUUUGAAUGAUUAAUUAUUUAAAAUACAUAUAUAUAUGAUUUUAGAACACUCAGAAAGACGAGAUAAACUCAAUGAAUCAGUUUCUUUGUGGACAGCUUGUCAAACACUGUUCGCAGCUAUUACAACAGAUCGUAAUGCAUCUAAACAUGAAUUAAAACCUUUACAAGAAUUAGUGAAUAAUAUAAAAAAAGCAGGUGGUAAGUAAAUUCUAAAUAUACUGAGAAAUUUAAUAAAACUAUGUUUUACCAAUAUUAUUUUCAUUUAGAAAAUAAUAAGACAAUUAAAGAAUUGUUGGCUACAAUACCUGAAAGAGUGUUAAUUCGAGGUGUAUAUACUGAAGAAACAUUAAAAGAUAGAUUUUUUAGUGUUGAAGAUAAAGCUUUUCACCUAGCUUUAGUACCAGAUACCAAUGUAAAAUUAUUUGAAUUAAUAACAUCUUUUGUAUUUACAAUAUUUACCCUCAAAUCAUCUAUGCUAAUACCUGAAGAAGAACUGAACAAUGCACCUAUAAAUAUUAAUGAAUUAAAUAAUAUAGAUAUUCUUCAACGUGCUCGGUACAAAUAUUUAUUUUAUUUAUCAUUAUUUACUCCUAUAAAUAUUAAAUAGUUUACACAUUUUGUAUUAUAUUUUCAUAUGGUAAUUCUCAUUUUUUUAUGUUUCAUUAUUAGAUAUUAUGUAGAACGAGAUAAUUAUUAUCAAGCCUUGCGGUACAUGAAUUUGUUGAAAGGUGGUGCUAAAAUUAUAGCAGAUGAUUGGAUGAGUGAAACCCGUGAAUAUUUAGCGACCCAACAAGCUGCCCAUACUCUUUUAGCAUAUGCUUCUGCUAGCUUAAGGUCUCAUAUAGGGGACAACAAUAAAUCUACAUAA
Messenger RNA from Cinara cedri, 7964 nucleotides. The record is from the annotation of a GenBank genome assembly. NCBI's taxonomy places the organism in Eukaryota, Metazoa, Arthropoda, Insecta, Hemiptera, Aphididae.